CGACCGCUCAACUUUUUUUUCCCAGAACUCCGUCGUCGCCUCCCUCCCUUCGCAUUCCAUAACCUCUGGGAUAGACUCUUCGUCGUCAAUGUCCCAUUGAGGCGACCGGUUCCUGGCAUGCCCACCUCCACGCUGCGGCGCUCCACGCUCUGUCCUCGAUGCGCCUCUGCGGCGCUUCCGCGGCCUCCGCGCCUGCUUCCCCAUGUUCAGAAAGCGUAUCGGUCACUCCCGCAGUCUCCCGUAAAGGCAAAAAGAUUGAAUCUUGCAUCAUGCGGACACAAACACCCCCCAGAGAGAGAAGAUGACAGAGCGCAUCGGGGCCCGACAGACGUCAGGAGCUGGAAACCCACCUUGGGAAGAGGCGAUGAGCGGGGAUCCAUCAUCACGUUCAAUCCCUUGACAAGUUCCGGUUGGCAUAAGUCUGCGGUUUCCAAGGCCAUGGCAAAGGUCCACCGAGAGAUUGGCCGCCCCGAGUUCCUCGAGAGUCUCGAAUUGACGCCUGAAGCCUUCGACAAGGAAUGGGACAAGUUUCAAAAGUACAUGGAAGCGUGGCUUACACGCGAUACCCCCGAGGUGCGGUCGCUCCUUCACGAGCUACGAUGGGGAACCAGGGUCCUAGAGAGGCGGUUGUAUUACCUUUUCUACGCCCAAGUGUUUGGUGGGCAAUUCACACGCGCCGAAUUGGAAAACCAGAAAGAGGUGGCCGACCUGCGCUUCCCUUCCGAAUGGUACCCGGCUACGAGAGCCAUCAAGCGCAAAAUCCAUCUGCACGUUGGGCCCACGAAUUCCGGAAAGACGUAUCAUGCCUUGAAGCGAUUGGAGCAGGCAAAGACGGGCAUCUAUCUGGGGCCUCUGCGUCUACUUGCCCAUGAGGUAUACACGAGGAUGACCGCAAAAGGGAGGCCAUGUAUGUUGGUAACUGGCGAGGAACAGCGGCCGCCAGAGAACGGGGAGGAGGCCGAGAUGUGGAGUUGCACCGUGGAAAUGGCACCAUUGAAUCGGCCCCUGGAUGUCGCCGUCAUUGACGAGAUACAGAUGAUCAGCCAUGUGGAGCGAGGGUGGGCGUGGACCCAGGCAUUUCUUGGUCUACAAGCUAGCGAGAUUCACCUCUGCGGAGAGGCGCGAACCGUUCCCCUCAUCAAGUGGCUGUGCGGCUUGGUGGGUGAGGAGGUCGAGGUGCAUGAGUAUGAACGACUUACUCCACUGCGUUGCGCAGACCACAGCCUGAAAGGCAGUCUCGCCAAGAACCUUCAGAAAGGCGACUGUGUGGUGUCCUUCUCUGUGCUAGGCAUACAUGCCUUGCGAAAGACGAUUGAGAAGACCACUGGGCGAAAAUGCGCCAUUGUAUACGGCAGCCUGCCGCCGGAAACCAGGGCUCAACAGGCCCGGUUGUUCAACGACCCGAAUAACGACUACGAUUUCUUGGUUUCUAGCGAUGCCAUUGGAAUGGGGUUGAAUUUGAGUAUCAAACGUGUGAUCUUUGAGUCCACGAUGAAGAACAACGGCAACCGACUUGUACCUUUGACGGUCUCCGAGAUCAAGCAGAUUGCCGGUCGAGCGGGACGCUACAAGACGGCCCAUGACGCUGUCGCUGACGGCGAGCAGUCAUGUGCGGCUUCGAGCGCUGCCGCAGAUUCCAGCGGCGAGCUGGUGGCCGUGGAGAGCAACCAGAACAGCCGACGCUUCCGACCCGCAAGUGGGACUGUUGGCUAUGCUACCACGCUCGAAGCUUAUGAUUUCCGGUACCUGCACCGCUGCAUGAACAAGGAGCCCGAACCCAUCGAGACUGCAGGAAUUUUCCCACCUACCAUUGUGAUCGAGAGAUUCUCGAGUUAUUUCCCUCCAGGCACUCCGUUCAGCUACAUUCUACUCCGACUGCACGAGAUCUGCAAAUUGCAUCCCCGGUUCCACCUGUGCUCGCUGAAGGACCAGAUCAAGAUUGCGGACGCCAUCCACCCCGUCCAGAACCUCACAGUCCCAGACCGUGUGGUUUUGUGUGCGGCUCCGGCGAGUCUGAAGGAUAAGUUGGAAGAGAAUUUGGUUCUUGCUAUGGCCCGAUGCAUUGCGGACGGCGAGUCCGGGGAUCUGUUGGAUCUGCCUCUGCCGCUGGAAGUCCUGGACCAGCCACCUGCGCCUGGUCGGCAGUAUUUGUAUGAGCUGGAGCGGCUGCACAAGAUGAUUGUGCUGUACCUCUGGCUGAGUUACCGGUUUCCCCAUAUCUUCCAAACAAGGGCCUUGGCCAAUCAUACGAAGCAGCUGGUAGAAGACGCAAUAGAAAAGGCCUUGAGUGAAUUCUCCUUUACGGAUUGGAAGUUCAAGAAGCUGCAGCGGAAGAGGCAGAAGGCGAUGGAGGAGAUGGAAAGGCUGGCAAGAGAGGGUCGUGGAGGGACUGAUGAGGAAUUGCCCCCAUUCCCUGUCGACGCGGAUUUGGAGGGGGAGCUGCCACAGACGAUGGUAGACCUUCUCAAGGACAGAGCAGCGUUCGAGUCGGGCCCGGCCACGGACGAUGUGGAUGAAUACCCAACGCCAGAGAUUGAGGAGGACGGUUCAGAAGAUGAGACCACAGCGAGGGUAGAAGUGGCCAACAGUAACGAUGAACCAUCGAAGGCCUCGGAAGCCCACGGCGACCCGGCAGACGUGGAUGGGGAACCACACGAAGGACCCAAGCCAGAUCCAACCAAGACAUUUAAGGGAGCAUCACGGCCGCAGGACGUUAGUCGUGAACUCCACAUUUAGGGAUCUCAUUGUACAUGCUGUAUCGCACCCGGCCGGGAUAUCGUGCUGUUGCAUGUGGGAGCGGCGUUCGGAGCAACUGUGCAUGUCUGGCGCAUCUAUAGAGCGCUGGCAAAACAUCUAGAAUACUGUAUUACUACUGUAGAGCGGGACAAUGUACUAUAGGCAUCAUCUGCAGGAGAGACGAAAUACUCUCUUCACUUACGGCAUAUUUUGGUUGAGCUGGGAGCUAAUCCGGAAUGCAUUUGGGGAG
Molecule: messenger RNA, 2986 nt
Organism: Westerdykella ornata
Lineage: Eukaryota; Fungi; Ascomycota; Dothideomycetes; Pleosporales; Sporormiaceae
Product: P-loop containing nucleoside triphosphate hydrolase protein
Exons: 2
Coding region: 118-2736 (872 amino acids)
Biological process (GO): RNA catabolic process; mitochondrial RNA 3'-end processing
Cellular component (GO): mitochondrial degradosome
Molecular function (GO): RNA helicase activity; ATP binding; hydrolase activity, acting on acid anhydrides
Source: RefSeq, a predicted model, not a curated record